AUGACAAUCACAGUUCCAGGAUAUCACACCAACACUCCGUUACACCCUUCUUUUGAUGAAGACAUUCGUGACCUUCACUUGGUAUACGAUUAUGAUGCUGAGGAUUCUGACGGUCAGCCUCAGAAGUGGCGCUACGAAAUGUGGUUUUUCUCGGACAAGCGUAUUGUAUAUUCAAUUCAAGGCGGUCCGAUGGCUGGCCGUCUAAAUUACCAGACCGUGUCUUUCCAAUGCAUUCGUCCUGGGGAGUUGUGGCAAUGCAAUUGGCUCGAAGAGACUGGCACAAUUGUGUCACUUGUGUAUGAUAUGAUGGAGCAGAAGAUAACAACCAUGAUUGGUUUCUCCAAAGGCCAUUGGGAGCAUCCUGAAGAUGCACACGGCGACAAGCGCAAUCCAGAGGACUACGCUCGCUGGCGCAAACUGGCCGAGCAUGGCACAAAUCGAGACCGUCUUAUCCUGUGUGAACAAGCCACGAUUAUCGAGACGUAUAAAGGUGCUGGCAAUCUCGUGCCGAUAGAUCCCGACUGCGAGACGCUCUAA
Molecule: messenger RNA, 537 nt
Organism: Plasmopara halstedii
Lineage: Eukaryota; Oomycota; Peronosporomycetes; Peronosporales; Peronosporaceae
Product: phenol acid
Exons: 1
Coding region: 1-537 (178 amino acids)
Molecular function (GO): carboxy-lyase activity
Source: RefSeq, a predicted model, not a curated record